Messenger RNA from Camelus dromedarius (Arabian camel), 3014 nucleotides. RefSeq names its product protein kinase AMP-activated non-catalytic subunit gamma 3 (gene PRKAG3). Gene Ontology annotation, cellular component: nucleotide-activated protein kinase complex; cytoplasm; nucleus. Lineage: Eukaryota; Metazoa; Chordata; Mammalia; Artiodactyla; Camelidae. The record is from RefSeq and is a predicted model, not a curated record. Gene Ontology annotation, biological process: protein phosphorylation; regulation of catalytic activity. Gene Ontology annotation, molecular function: AMP binding; protein kinase binding; protein kinase regulator activity.
AACAGUGUUGCGCACUUGCUCAUGGAGCCCGCCGAGCUGGAGCACGCACUGCGCAGGACCCCUUCCUGGAGCAGCCUUGAGGGACCUGAGCAUCAAGAGAUGAGCUUCCUAGAGCAAGGAGACAGCUCUUCAUGGCCGUCACCUGCCAUGACCACCAGCUCAGAAAGAAGUCAUGGGAAACAGGGGACCAAGGUCUUGAGAUGGACAAAGCAGGAGGAUGCAGAGGAAGGGGAGCCACAAGGCCCAGGGGAAGGUCCCCAGUCCAGGCCAGCUGCUGAGUCCACCGGGCUGGAGGCCACAUUCCCCAAGGCCACACCCUUGGCCCAAGCUGCUCCUUUUGCCGGGGUGGACAGCCCCUCUACAAAGCAGGACAACCUCCCCCUUGACUGUGCAGCCUCAGGCUCCGGCUCCAGCACAGAUGAUCUGGAUCUGGGCAUAGAGUUCUCAGCCACAGCAUCCUGGGGGGAUGAGCUUGGCGUGGUGGAAGAGAGGCCGGCCCCAUGCCCAUCCCCGCAGUUGCUGUUACCCAGGCUGGGUUGGGACGAUGAGCUGCGGAAGCCAGGGGCCCAGGUCUACAUGCACUUCAUGCAGGAGCACACCUGCUACGAUGCCAUGGCAACCAGCUCCAAGCUGGUCAUCUUCGACACCAUGCUGGAGAUCAAGAAGGCCUUCUUUGCCCUGGUGGCCAAUGGCGUCCGGGCGGCACCUCUGUGGGACAGCAAGAAGCAGAGCUUUGUGGGGAUGCUGACCAUCACAGACUUCAUCUUGGUGCUGCACCGCUAUUACAGGUCCCCCUUGGUCCAGAUCUAUGAGAUUGAACAACAUAAGAUUGAGACCUGGAGAGAGAUCUACCUUCAAGGCUGCUUCAAGCCUCUAGUCUCCAUCUCUCCCAAUGACAGCCUAUUCGAUGCUGUCUACACCCUUAUCAAGAACCGGAUCCACCGCCUUCCUGUCCUGGACCCAGUCUCAGGCGCUGUGCUCCACAUCCUCACACACAAGCGGCUGCUCAAGUUCCUGCACAUCUUUGGCACCCUGCUGCCCCGGCCCUCCUUCCUCUCCCGCACCAUCCAAGAUCUGGGCAUCGGCACAUUCCGAGACUUGGCCGUGGUUCUAGAAACAGCGCCCAUCCUGAAUGCACUGGACAUCUUUGUGGACCGGCGCGUGUCUGCACUGCCUGUGGUCAAUGAAACUGGACAGGUCGUGGGCCUCUACUCCCGCUUUGAUGUGAUUCACCUGGCAGCCCAACAAACAUACAACCACCUGGACAUGAGUGUGGGUGAAGCACUGAGGCAGAGGACACUGUGUCUGGAGGGAGUCAUUUCCUGCCAGCCCCACGAAAGCUUGGGGGAAGUCAUCGACCGGAUUGCCCGGGAGCAGGUGCACCGGCUGGUGCUGGUGGAUGAGACCCAGCACCUCCUGGGCGUGGUGUCCCUCUCCGACAUCCUUCAGGCUCUGGUGCUCAGCCCUGCUGGCAUCGAUCCCUCGGGGCCUGAGACCAUCGGAGUCCUCACUCUCAGGCCCCUUUCCACACCUGGAAGCCAGUGAAGGGAGCUGGGGGACUCAGCCUUCACCUCCCCAACCCCCAUUUGCUGGUUCGGCUCUUGUCCAGGUAGGCUCUGCCCUGGGCCAUGGGCCUCAGCAUCAGCCCCUCAGUCUCUCCAGGUGCCCAGAUCUCAGACUUGGGGACACUGAGGAUGGGAGUGGCCCCACUCAGAGCUGAUCAGCCUCAUGAAAAUUACAAAUGUCAGGACUCACUGUGGGGCCAACCACUCUUAUCCUAUUCUCAGCUGAGGGUGGACAGGGGCUGGAGUGAAAUCAAGGGCAGUGAUGUGACUUCAGGGGCUCCCAGGAGAUUGAUCUGUCCUCUCACAAUUCAAUUCCUGCCUGCUUGGAAUUCCACUGGAAGGGAACAAGUUAAUAAACCGUGGUUGAAUGGAAUUUCCACACUUGGUAAGAACUAAGGUUGAAAAGAGGGAGUUUCUAUCUAAGCACUCAUCUCAGCCAAGUUGACAUGAUCUCAGACUCUUUUCUGGUAGCAUGUCGGCUAGGGGUCUGCAGAGGGUGGGGGGCGCAGAUUCCACCUGCUUAGCAGUGGCUGGCAACAUUUAGGUUCCCCUAUUGGAAAGGCAACCUCCCCUCCCCGUUUAGUCACUGUCUUCCUUUCUCUUUCCCUCACAGGCUUCUCCAGCCCUCCCCGAUUGCCCUUGCCCUGCGUGUGCUCCCAGAAGCCCUCAGGAAUGCCUGAUACACUGUGGGAUGAUGCAAUGAAAGAGAACAGCUGAGUCAAGCCUGGAGAUCUCUGAACCAGAGGCACUAGGAUUACCCCAGGGCUGACAACUCCGUGUCCACCCUCACCAUUCUCCCCCGACCUGGCCCCUGUGGGUGGGGAGCCCUCAGCCCAUGGGUUCAGGCAGGGGCUCUGGAUUCUUCGGCUCCUGGACCACCUGACACUUGUGGCCCCAGCUCCUGGGAGUCUCAGUUGUGCUUCCCGCAUGAAACCUGCCCUUGUGGUUCUUCACUUCUUUGCCACUGCCCUCCUGCUCUCCCAGCACUGCAUUUCAGGGCUGCCUGGGGGUCCCCAUGGAGCAGCAGUUUUGGAGAGCUGCCUGUUGGAGUGGGACCCCAGCCCUCCACUCUCAACCUUAGCUCUUAUCAGCGAGCACUAUUCUCAGUCCUGUAUUUGGAUCACUGAGGGUGAACAAUCGAGAAAACAAAAAGAAAAAGAACAAUCCAUGAACUUAGGUUUUAUAUAAGUUUCACUCAGAAUAUGCUAUGAUCAUUUGAUCUGAACUUGUGGCAAGAUCCCUGUGUUCUCUGAAUCCAAAGACCUGAAGGAAAAUCUGUCAUUGACAAACGCUGCAAGUGAUGUUUCUUCUUUGUGUGGAGUGUUAUUCCACCAAAAUUUUUUUCAUCUUUUAUUUAUAACAAAACUAUAAAGAAAAUAAUAGUUACAUACCAGGUACAACUCAGUCCAUAAACUCUAAUCUGCAAGAAACAUAACAAUUUUUCUCACA